AUGGAGGAGUCAGAGGAGUCUGAAAUUCGUCUUGCUGCCUUGUGUAAGAGACUAGGAGGACUGUGGUCGAAGAGGAAGAUUAAAGCAGUGGAUGAGGCGAUUUCUGCAGAAAAGAUAAAGGAAUGUCAGUUAUCUUUAAUCGGCCAACUCUACCAAAACCCUAAGAUAAACAUUCAGGCAUUUCAGAAUACAAUGCGUAGGGUUUGGAAAAUGGAGAAUGUGAAAAUAUCUCUGAUCGCCCCAGGCAUCUUUGAGUUUCGAUUCUGGUCGGAAACGGAUAGAGAUAAGGUUCUCGAGCAAGGCCCUUGGUCUUUUGUGAAUCAUCUACUCUUGCUCAAAUCGUGGGAGCCGGACACUCCUCCUGCUUGUUACAAUUUUAAGUCGUGCACGUUUUGGGUCCAUAUACAUGGAUUGCCGACAGAAUGGAUCUCCGAGAGUGUCAUAGAAAAAGUGGCAGAAGAAAUAGGUAUUGUUUCAGAUAUUAAAAUUGAAACCAGGGGGUAUACAGCCUACAAAGUAGGAAAGGCAAGAGUUUCUGUGGACAUCUCGGCUCCUCUUUUACCGGGAUCGAUGUUUAGCAAUAGGGGGAAGAAGUUGUGGCUGAACUUUAGGUAUGAAAGACUCCCUCACUAUUGUUAUUCAUGCGGAAGAUUGGGACAUUAUGCACAACAUUGUGGAGAAGUUCCUUUCACCGAAGACCGUUUUGCAAAUAGGAAAGAAUUACCCUUUGGUUCAUGGUUAAAGGCGGAGGCAAACGAAUUCAGCCCCUACUGGGAUCUAUUUUAUGGAAAGAAGAUAGAAGAACUAAUGGAAGAAGAUGUUAUACCUGAGACACCAGAGAAUUCAAGGCAGCUAGUGGUGUAUGAGGGUACUCCGGAGAUGGAAAGCAGCAGUAGUGCCGCCGCAAAGGGCAAGAAAGUCAUGAUGGAGGAAAUAAUUAGGGAAGACAUUGACAAGACAAUGCUGGAUCCUGCAUCAGAAUUGCAAGGUGGCACAGGGGUACUUUUAGGUUGUAACCAGCAAGGACCAUUGGUUGUCGAGAAACUGAAAAAAUGCAAAGGUCACAAGGCUAACAUGAGUAAGAAGCAGAAGAGCUCAAAUUCGGGCUUUGGUGGCUAG
This is a messenger RNA of Syzygium oleosum, 1119 nucleotides long. RefSeq lists its product as uncharacterized. NCBI's taxonomy places the organism in Eukaryota, Viridiplantae, Streptophyta, Magnoliopsida, Myrtales, Myrtaceae. Bases 1 to 1119 code for a protein of 372 amino acids. Gene Ontology annotation, molecular function: zinc ion binding; nucleic acid binding. The transcript is spliced from 2 exons. The record is from RefSeq and is a predicted model, not a curated record.